AUGGCGUCUCCCGACCUGGUGGAAGCUAUUGGAAAGCUUCACAUCAGCGACGAUACGGCCAUCGACGAUAUCCUCUUCCAACAAGGUCCCCGCAAGCGAUUCAAACAAGAUCCAACUAUGUUGAAAGCAGAGCUGGAACAGAAAUUCCUAACUCCAUCCAACAAAUUCUCUUCCGAAUGGCUUAACAAAUUACAGCAAAGAUGGGACAGCCCAGCCGAUCUCACCGAGUUAUUUCGCAUUGCACCCACUCAAACUCGAACAGUUACACGCUUCCAACGUCAAGGUCUCGAGGGCAGGGUGACGGGAUAUAAGAAUGUUACUGUACCUGCAAACAGUGCCACGGCCAAAAACUCGACUUCGCUUAUGCGUAAACCCGGCGGUCGUGCUGACUUUGUGCGUGGAGCUGCUGGUUUCUUCCCCUUUGCACCUGGUGGACUUGAUAGUGUUGAGGCAACCGCUGCUAUGGAAGACCAGAUGUUACGUCCUAGCGCUAUCGGCACUCAGAAUAAGCUAGAACGCGUUAUCAAACUAGGUGCUGAGGGCGGCCUUCUCGAAGUAGCCCCUGGUAUGGAAAGGGGAAUCGAUUUUAGCAAAAAGAAAUCCAAGGUCGAUGAGAAAGAAGCAAAAGCAGUUGAAGCCGAACUUGACCAAGAACCUGAGCAAGGUCCCGAGGCCGAAGAUACCAAUGGACAUGCGGAUACCAAUGGCAUCGAAGAGGAAAUUGACGAGGAAGAUUCGGAAGAUAUCGACACUCUACUUCCUGUCGAAUUCCCAGCUUUAGAGCCACACGGUAACCUUUCAUCAGCUAAAGCAAGAAAAGCUGGCCGAGAAUGGGCACAUAUGGUUGAUAUUAACCGCGAUAUUCCCAACUUUAAAGAGCUUGUCCCGGACAUGGCCAGAGAAUGGCCAUUCGAGCUUGACACGUUCCAGAAAGAAGCUAUAUAUCAUCUCGAGGGCGGCGAUUCUGUAUUUGUCGCCGCGCAUACAUCGGCCGGCAAGACGGUCGUAGCUGAGUAUGCCAUCGCCUUAGCUGCGAGACAUAUGACAAAAGCUAUCUACACGUCACCCAUUAAAGCCCUAAGCAACCAGAAAUUUCGCGAUUUCCGACAGACCUUUGACGAAGUUGGCAUCUUAACAGGAGAUGUCCAGAUCAAUCCCGAGGCAAGUUGUUUAAUUAUGACUACGGAGAUUCUAAGGAGUAUGCUGUACAGGGGUGCCGAUCUAAUUCGAGAUGUCGAAUUUGUCAUUUUUGAUGAGGUUCACUAUGUGAAUGAUUUCGAGCGUGGUGUAGUCUGGGAGGAAGUCAUCAUCAUGCUUCCGGAGCAUGUUUCGCUUAUCCUGCUAUCUGCGACUGUUCCUAAUACGUACGAAUUUGCCUCCUGGGUUGGUAGGACCAAGAAGAAGGAUAUAUACGUCAUCUCAACGCCGAAACGACCUGUUCCUUUAGAACAUUAUCUAUGGGCUGGUAAGAAUAUCUACAAGAUUGUUGACCACGAAAAGAAAUUCCUCGAGAGAGGGUGGAAGGAAGCGGACCAAGCACUGCGAGGAAAAGAUAAAGUUCUCCCAGCGCCAGCUGCUCGCGGCGGUGGCAAUCAACGAGGCAACCAAAGAGGAGGUCCCCAACGCGGCGGCCAACAACGUGGCGGCCAGCGUGGUGGUGGUCAGCAAAGAGGCCGGGGAGGUCCCCCAAGAGCUGGCCAUGCGCCUGGUCAUAUGGGCCGUGCCGGGAGACCAGGAGGCUUUUCGUCUGCCAACCAGGACAAGAACCUAUGGGUUCACCUUGUUCAAUUCCUGAAGAAGUCUACUUUGCUGCCCGCAUGUAUAUUCGUCUUCUCCAAGAGGAGGUGCGAGGAAAAUGCCGACGCAUUAAGCAACCAGGACUUCACGACUGCCCAGGAGAAGAGUCACAUUCACAUGAUUAUUCAGAAGUCGAUAGCACGUCUACGACCCGAGGAUCGAGUCCUACCUCAGAUUAUUCGUCUGCGAGAACUCUUAAGUCGAGGUAUUGCCGUGCACCAUGGCGGUCUAUUGCCAAUCGUCAAGGAAAUUGUUGAGAUUCUAUUUGCUCAGACCUUAGUCAAGGUGCUCUUUGCGACAGAGACUUUUGCCAUGGGUCUGAACCUUCCAACUAGGACUGUAGUUUUUUCCGGUUAUCGAAAGCAUGAUGGUCAUUCGUUUCGAAAUCUUCUUCCGGGAGAGUACACUCAGAUGGCUGGCAGAGCGGGCCGUCGUGGACUUGAUCCCGUUGGGUCCGUCAUUAUUGUGCCUCCUGGAAGUAUGGAUGAAGCGCCACCUGUAGCCGAUCUUCAGAAAAUGAUACUAGACCCGCCUAGCAAGCUGAGGUCCCAGUUCAGAUUGACCUACAAUAUGAUUCUGAACUUGUUGAGAGUGGAGGCGUUGAAGAUCGAAGAAAUGAUUAAGCGCAGCUUCUCCGAGCACGCCACUCAACAACUACUUCCAGAGCAUGAGAAAGCUGUUAAGAUAUCAGAAGCUGAUUUAGCCAAAGUUAAAAGAGAAGCGUGUAAAAUCUGCGAUGAGUCUUUGGAACAAUGCCACCAAGCAUCGAUGAACUACAAGCAACUAACACAGGAACUAUAUAAAGGCCUACUAUCUAUCCCAAUCGGGAAGAAACUUUUUGCACCAUCAAGACUUGUUGUGUGGAAUAAGGACGGUGUACGAACCCCGGGUAUCCUCUUGUCAAACGGUGUUAGCACGAAAACUUUAGGAGGCCAACCAACCGUGCACGUCUUCGAGAUCAAGACUGAGCGCGAGAUCCGUAACUCGACCGAUCUAUUGCCUUUUGUUGAUACAUUCCGACGGCUAUUUUCGCCUCUCCCACGCAACAAAAGAUCCAUAGCUGGGAAGACCGUCCAUGUACCACUUAGUGAUAUCGAAUGUCUAACCGGAAAACUUACUACCGGGAUCGUACCAGACUUUUUCGAACAGGGUGAACCACGCCAGAGAGCAAAAGAACGGAUGUUAGGUAUCUGUAAAACCUGGGAGACCGAUAUGUGGAACGAAAUCAGCUUCGCAAAGAUCAAAAGUUUACAGCUGCAAGAGAUUAUCGAGAAGCGCCGACAGGAAGAAGUAAUGAUCAAAAAUUCCGCUACAACAUACUGUCGGAACUUUCUGAAGCACUUCGCCAUGUGCCAUGAUCAGUGGCUUAUUAAAGAGACCAUUUCGUCCCUCCGUUCAGCUCUCGCAGAUCAAAAUCUACAGCUGCUUCCCGACUACGAACAGCGGAUUCAAGUCCUGAAGGAUCUUUCCUUCAUCGAUGCUGAUACUCGCAUUCAACUCAAGGGCAAAGUUGCCUGCGAAAUCCACUCGGCUGACGAACUCGUCCUCACCGAACUUAUUCUUGACAAUGUCCUCGCGGAUUAUGAGCCAGCCGAGAUAGCUGCUCUCCUCUCCGCCUUCGUAUUCCAGGAGAAGACAGAAUCAGUACCUAACCUUACAGGCAGCUUAGAACGCGGCAUGAAGACAAUCAUUGAGAUCAGCGAGAAGGUCAAUACCGUACAAACGGAACACCAAGUCAUACUGAGCGCAGAUGAUAGCAACGAUUUUGUAUCGCGUCCUCGCUUCGGUCUUAUGGAGGUGGUAUACGAGUGGGCACGCGGCAUGAGCUUCAAAAAUAUUACGGACCUAACGGAUGUACUUGAAGGUACUAUCGUGCGUACCAUCACGCGACUAGACGAGACAUGUCGCGAGGUCAAAAAUGCGGCUAGGAUUAUCGGUGACCCAGAACUAUAUCAGAAGAUGCAGACCGCACAGGAGAUGAUCAAGAGGGAUAUUACUGCCGUUGCUAGCUUGUACAUGUAG
Molecule: messenger RNA, 3819 nt
Organism: Daldinia childiae
Lineage: Eukaryota; Fungi; Ascomycota; Sordariomycetes; Xylariales; Hypoxylaceae
Exons: 2
Coding region: 1-3819 (1272 amino acids)
Biological process (GO): nuclear-transcribed mRNA catabolic process, 3'-5' exonucleolytic nonsense-mediated decay
Cellular component (GO): Ski complex
Molecular function (GO): ATP binding; RNA binding; RNA helicase activity
Source: RefSeq, a predicted model, not a curated record